Molecule: messenger RNA, 1480 nt
Organism: Urocitellus parryii (Arctic ground squirrel)
Lineage: Eukaryota; Metazoa; Chordata; Mammalia; Rodentia; Sciuridae
Gene: Tspan5
Product: tetraspanin 5
Cellular component (GO): plasma membrane
Source: RefSeq, a predicted model, not a curated record
CGCGCGAGCAGGCGGGCGAGCUGCGUCUCCGCCAGCAUCUGCCGCUGCCGCGUUUGCCCGAAGCCCGGGGACCGAUCGCCGGACUGGCCGCCUGGCGCACGGACGCAGGCGCCCGCUUUGUGCUCAGGGCCAGCUUCGGCUAGGCUCGGGUUUGCAGCGUGCUGCUUCUCGCCCGCUCGCAGACACCCGCUCCGGCGGCCUCGGCUCGCGAGGGGCUGGAGGUGCGGGAGCCGCUUUCCGCUGGUCGGUCCCCGCGCGGCUGAGCCCGGGCCGCCCGCGCCGCGGCCCCGAGCUCAGCUCCUUGCCGGGCUUGCUCCGAGCAACGGUGCUCCGGGGCUCCAAACUUGGGCUGCCGGGGCAAGUGUCUUCAUGAACCCAGAGGAUGUCCGGGAAGCACUACAAGGGUCCUGAAGUCAGUUGUUGCAUCAAAUACUUCAUUUUUGGCUUCAAUGUCAUAUUCUGGUUUUUGGGGAUAGCAUUUCUUGGAAUUGGACUGUGGGCGUGGAAUGAAAAAGGCGUUCUGUCCAACAUCUCGUCCAUCACCGAUCUUGGUGGCUUUGACCCAGUGUGGCUCUUCCUUGUGGUCGGAGGAGUGAUGUUCAUUUUGGGAUUUGCAGGGUGCAUAGGAGCACUAAGGGAAAACACUUUCCUUCUCAAGUUUUUUUCUGUGUUCCUGGGAAUUAUUUUCUUCCUGGAGCUCACUGCUGGGGUUUUGGCAUUUGUUUUCAAAGACUGGAUCAAAGACCAGCUGUAUUUCUUUAUAAACAACAACAUCAGAGCGUACAGGGAUGACAUUGAUUUGCAAAACCUUAUAGACUUCACCCAGGAAUAUUGGCAGUGCUGUGGGGCUUUUGGAGCUGAUGAUUGGAACCUAAAUAUUUACUUCAAUUGCACAGAUUCCAAUGCAAGUCGAGAGCGCUGCGGCGUGCCGUUCUCCUGCUGUACUAAAGACCCGGCGGAAGAUGUCAUCAAUACUCAGUGUGGCUACGAUGCCAGGCAAAAACCAGAAGUUGACCAGCAGAUUGUAAUCUACACAAAAGGCUGUGUGCCCCAGUUUGAGAAGUGGCUGCAGGACAAUUUAACCAUCGUGGCUGGUAUUUUCAUAGGCAUUGCAUUACUGCAGAUUUUUGGGAUAUGCCUGGCCCAGAAUUUGGUUAGUGAUAUUGAAGCUGUCAGGGCUAGCUGGUAGAGCCCCUGCAACAGCUGCUGCAAGACACUGGACUGACCCAGCCUUCAUCACCCUCCUGCGUGCUGAACUGAUAUGCAAGCUGUGUGCACCUCGUCACACAGGCAUCCUGCAAUCCCACCUAAUGGAGCUGCCAAGAACUUGUUUCUUUUGUUGGGGGUGUAAAACUGGAUAAUGCUGCUCACUGACAGAAAAAAAAAAWUUUUUUUAAUAAGAUAGCCAGAACGAAAGUCAUUGCGCCGUGAAUCUCUACUGUAGCCAUGAAUUUAUGGAUGGAUGGAUGCUUACCAAAAA